Molecule: messenger RNA, 1410 nt
Organism: Cylicocyclus nassatus
Lineage: Eukaryota; Metazoa; Nematoda; Chromadorea; Rhabditida; Strongylidae
Source: the annotation of a GenBank genome assembly
AUGUCUGGAGGAGGAGGUGGAGGAUGUUGCUGCCAACAACAACAACAAUGUUGCGCACCACCACCACCACCUCCAGUACAACAGUCCUGCUGCUGCUGCCCAUGCGGCGGAGGAGGAGGUGGCGGUUUCGGCGGUGGCGGUCUUGGUGGAGGCGGUCUUGGUGGAGGCUGCGGCGGAGGUGGUGGAGGAGGAGGUUACGCUGUGGCACCAUCUGGAGGUGGCGGAUACGCCGUUGCACCAUCAGGAGGUGGUGGAUACGCUGUUGCACCUGGCGGUGGUGGAUGUGGAGGAGGCGGAGGCGGAGGCGGAGGCUCAUAUGCUGCUGCACCACCGCCUCCACCAAUUCCAAGUUAUGCCGGACCAGUUGGCGGAGGCAGUUACGCUACUGGUGGUGGCGGAUACGCUGGCCCCGGCGGAGGAAGUUACGCGCAGUCCGGUGGUUCCAGUGGAGGAGGUUAUGCCGGUCCAAGCGGAGGAGGUUAUGCUAAAGGAGGCGGUGGUAGCUAUGCUGGAGGAGGUGGAUACUCCGGAGGUGGCAGCUAUGCAGGUGGCAAGAGCGGCGGCGGCAGCUAUGCCGGAGGCAGCAGUGGCGGAUACCAAGGAGGAGGCAGCUAUGCUGGAAAGGGCGGUGGCGGAUACUCUGGCGGAAGUGGUGGAAGCUACUCAGGCGGAAGUGGUGGAAGCUACUCGGGUGGAGGAGGAGGAUAUUCCGGCGGUGGUGGCGGAGGAGCACCUUUCACAGGAGGAGGUGGCGGAGGAGCACCUUUCUCAGGAGGAGGUGGCGGAGGAGCGCCUUACUCUGAAGGAGCUGGUAUUGCCGGAGGCGCACCCGCACCAGCCAUACCACCACCACCACCCCCUCCACCAGUACCAGCUGCAGCCCCACCUCCUCCGGCUCCGGCGCCAGCAUCAUCCGGUGGUUCCGAUUACCAAGAGGGAGAGGGUGGUGGCGGCGGACAAGAAGUAGCGGCAGGUGGUGGCGGAGAACAACAAUCUGGCGGUGGAGAACAACAAGCUAGCGGCGGUGGUGCCGAAGGCGGCGGAGGUGGAGCAAGCGCAGGAACGAAUUAUGAUCAAGGAGCUACCGGUGGUGGCGGCGCUCAAAGUGGUGGUGAAGAAGAAGGAGAAGGUGGUCAGGGAUUCCGAUUGAGGCGGUUUUCUAAGGACAAGACCGCUUUGGAGCAAGAAUGCAACUCAGUACGACUCAGGAAGAUUAUGCGACAGAGCAUGACUACCGAUCCAGAAAGCUCAAUGGUUCGUGUUUCUGAUGGUGUAAAAGCGCGUCUGAACAGCGGUGAAUGGUAUGUUGCUUGCGGAACGGACGGCAUUGAGCCAUUAGAGAACGAACAGCGAGAGCACUGCCUUGUCGAAGCUGAGACAUUUGUCUGCUAUGUCGUUAAAAAAGACUGA